AUCCGCAUCCCGCUGCGAUGUUUUGCCAGCACUUUUGCCGGUGCGACAGCAUAAACUAAGAGGCAUUUUUCUCCUCUGAGCGGUUGAACGGGUCGAGGCGGCGUCGGGGCCGCUCGGUGCGGGUGGGGGGUUGAGGCUCAUGUUAUCCAAGCAGGGAGAGACGAUAUACAUAGACGGGUAUUGUUCAGAAGUCGUCCGGAGACUUUGCCGAAUUAUCAGAGGUUCGAUCGUCGCGACGAGUUCUUCUUUAUUGCAAGGUUCUCAUCUCUAAUCCACACUCUCAUACACUCUCUCCUCCAAGGCAUUAGGCUUCACUGUACAAAUACUACUACAGUCACGACUCGGGAAGGCGUACCAAACACUACACUGCAGCAGACAACGCAUCUAACGUUGUUCGAUGCGAUCCGCAGCCGUAGCAAGUAUAGACACAUAGAUAUCUCUGCGAGCGUACCACCACCGCAACUUCCAAACACCUCCCCACCAUGUCCUCGAAACCCGCGAUCGGUUUCUGCGGCCUCGGAGCCAUGGGCUUCGGCAUGGCCACGCACCUCGUCAAGCAAGGCUACCCCGUCACCGGCUUCGACGUGUACGCGCCGACGCUCGAACGCUUCUCUGCGGCCGGCGGCACGCCCUCGACCUCGCUCUCUGAGUCCGCAAAGGACAAGGCAUACUACAUCUGCAUGGUGGCCACGGCGCAGCAGGCAGAGCAGGCGCUGUUCGGCGACGACGGCAUCGUCGCGGGCCUGCCGCAGGGCGCGGUGCUGUACCUCACCAGCACGGUGCCAAGCUCGUAUGCGCAGAGCGUGGAGAAGAAACUGGCAGAUGUCGGCAGAGGCGACAUCUUCUUCAUCGAUGCGCCGGUGUCCGGGGGUGCGAUUCGCGCGGCCGACGGCACGCUGAGUAUCAUGGCGGGCGCGUCCGAGGCGGCGUUCGAGAAGGGCAAGUUCCUGCUGGACGAGCUGACUGCGCCGGCGAAGCUGUUCAUCGUCGCGGGCGGCGUGGGAGCGGGUUCGAACAUGAAGAUGGUGCAUCAGGUGCUGGCGGCGAUCCACAUCAUCUCUGUGAGCGAGGCGUUUGGGUUUGCGGCAAGGCUGGGGCUCAAUGGGAGUGAUGUGAGAGAACAUGUCAUCGGUGGGAAGGCGUGGAGCUGGAUGUUUGAGAACCGCAGUGUGCGGACGUUGAAGGAGGAUUACUUCCCCGGUGCAAGUGCUGUGACGAUUAUCCUGAAGGACACGGGCAUCAUCACCUCAAUGGCGAAUCUCGUCGACUUCCCUGUGCCACUGUGCUCCAUCGCAGAGCAAUUGUACAUCACCGGCCUGAACAAGGACUUCGGCGCACAAGAUGAUGCUGGCCUCGUGCGUCUAUGGACGUCUGAGCCCGUCACGAGCUUGGCCCCGCUCGCAGACGAAGACAAGAAAGCAAAGCUCGAGCUCGUCAGCAAUCUCCUCAAUGGCAUCCAUCUAUGUGCAGCCGCCGAGGGCAUAUCGUUUGCAAAGCAUCUUGGCGUCCCCCUGGCACAGUACUAUGAACUUUGCGUCGAGGCAGCAGGCGGUAGCACACAGUACAAAGAGCAAGGCACGAAGAUGAUUGACAUCAUAGAAGGCAAGCAGGGACAUGAAGGUGCCAGUCUUCGCAGCUAUCGCGAUGGAUUGAAGGCGGCCAUAACAGAGGCACGGGAUAAGAAGAUUCCUCUGCAUUUGGGCAACGGGGCGUUGACACUGAUAGAACAGGCUGGCAAGGAGCAGAGCCUGAGUUCCUUGCUGAAGCUAUACAGCGUCUAAUUGGAGGAAUGUAUGCUGUAGGAUGUAAUCAAGAUACUUCGAACAUAUCAAAAGUGUGGUUUUCGGGAUAGAC
Molecule: messenger RNA, 1854 nt
Organism: Paraphaeosphaeria sporulosa
Lineage: Eukaryota; Fungi; Ascomycota; Dothideomycetes; Pleosporales; Didymosphaeriaceae
Product: oxidoreductase-like protein
Exons: 2
Coding region: 483-1781 (432 amino acids)
Molecular function (GO): NAD binding; oxidoreductase activity; NADP binding
Source: RefSeq, a predicted model, not a curated record